Messenger RNA from Oncorhynchus keta (chum salmon), 3797 nucleotides. RefSeq names its product zinc finger protein 710b (gene znf710b). Lineage: Eukaryota; Metazoa; Chordata; Actinopteri; Salmoniformes; Salmonidae. The record is from RefSeq and is a predicted model, not a curated record.
ACUUCCUCUCUUCUGUCUCUGAGACACUCUGUCUCUGUCUGGAGAAUGAGGUCCUUGAAGCACCUGAAACAUCACAACAGGAAGAAUGUGGAGGAAGCCAGCAGGCGCCUGGUUAGAUGUGAGCCCAGGGAGAUGGCCAGACAGGUUGAUUCUGGCACUCAGACUGAUCCUGUGGUGGUUCUGUCUCUAGCCCAGGCUGCUGUUCUGGGGCUCAUCUCUCAGAAUGAGGUGUUUGGUGCUACCAUCGCUCCUAAUGGCUUCUACACAGGAGAACCUAAAGAGUCCCCUGCCCUACCUGUAGAGGGGGUGGAUUACGAAUACGCUGAUCAGCUGAUAGGAGCUAACGGAGAUUACCUGGGAGAAAACCUGCCUGAAGACGGCCACAUGCAGCCCAGCUGUAGCCAGAGGAGGUGGCACGGACCACCCCCCGAGGGGAAGAUGGUAGGACCCGAGCGCCAUGCUGGAGUGCCUGUGGACGGGUCAUCCCAAGUGAAAGGAGAAGGGGUUAUCACUGGCCUGACGUCCUGUGUUCACAUGCUGAACAACCUGGCUACUACUAGAGGGGGAUUGGUCCAGGUUGACCCCGCCUCUCUCCGUGCCGCCGCCCAAAAAGGCUGUGCCGAGUGUGACAGAGACAUGUCCAGCCAGCAGGCUAACACACACCCUCACACACACUCCCAGGCAGGGCACAGCCAUAAAGGGGAGCCGGGGCAUCGAGGCCUGCAGGGGCAGAGGGGGCAUCAGGAGAGAGCAAGGGAGGAGGAGGAGGAGGAGGGAGAGCAGGGAAACAGCCUGAUGAAAGGAGGACAGGAGGAGACUAUCAGCAGCUACUUCCAGUCCAGCGAGGUGGGGGGGUACGAGGGUGGGGAGAUCUACCAUGAGAACAGCCAGGGUAUGAUGUGGGGCAACCAGCUGGAGCAGGGGGUAGGGGGAAGAGGAGGAGCAGGAGCAGGAAGAGGAGGGACCCAUCGUCACCACGGCCGGAGGGUUGACCGUCUAGACAUCAACAUCCAGAUAGAUGAGUCGUACUGCGUGGACAUGGGGGAGGGGCUGAAGAGAUGGAAGUGCCGUAUGUGUGAAAAGUCUUACACCUCCAAGUACAACCUGGUAACUCACAUCCUGGGUCACCAGGGCAUCAAGCCCCACGCCUGCCCCCACUGUGGGAAGCUGUUUAAGCAGCCCAGCCACCUGCAGACCCACCUGCUCACCCACCAGGGAACUAGGCCUCAUAAAUGCACCGUGUGUAAGAAGGGCUUCACCCAGACCUCCCACCUGAAGAGACACAUGCUGCAGCACACCGACGUCAAACCUUACAGCUGCCGCUUCUGUCGCCGUGGCUUCGCCUACCCCAGCGAGCUCCGCGCCCACGAGACCAAACACGAGCGCGGGCGCUGCCACGUGUGUUCCCAGUGUGGCAUGGAGUUCCCCACCUACGCCCAUCUGAAGCGCCACCAGACCAGCCACCAGGGACCAACUACUUACCAGUGUACAGAGUGCAACAAGUCCUUCACCUACCGCAGCCAGCUGCAGAACCAUCUCCUGAAACACCAGAGUCCUCGGCCAUAUUCCUGUUCCCACUGUGGGCUGGAGUUUGUCCAGCUGCACCACCUCCGCCAGCACGCCCUCACACACAAGGGAAUGAAGGGUCAUAAGUGUGAGGUGUGUUCCCGUGAGUUCACCUUGUCAGCCAACCUGAAGAGACACAUGUUGAUCCACAACAGCAUCAGACCCUUCCAGUGUCACAUCUGCUUCAAGAGCUUCAUCCAGAAACAGACGCCAACGCACUAACCCACCUGCCCCAAACCCUUCAAAUGCAAGGUGUGCGGGAAGUCGUUCAACAGAAUGUACAACCUGCUGGGUCACAUGCACCUCCACGCCGGCUCCAAACCCUUCAAGUGUCCUUACUGCUCCUCCAAGUUUAACCUGAAGGGGAACCUCAGCCGACACAUGAAGGUCAAACACGGCAUGGACAUCUCACCUGACGGACAAGAUGCUCUUCCUGGGAUGGAGGGCCAGGGCCACUAUGAGGAGGACAACUUUGACUUUGGGACCUCAGGGGCAAACAACAACAUGGAUAAUGGAGGCUCCCAGAACCUCACCAAGCUCACCACGGCCAACAUGGACGACAUGGACAACUAUUACAACUUUGGGAAGGAUACAGCUAACUACAACACGUCUUGAGCAGCAGGAGAAUAGUGUUAAUGGACUACAGACCAUUAGACACCAUGGAUUAAUGGAGAAGAGACCAUGGGUUAAUGGUGGACUAACUGCAGACCAUUGGUCAAUGGUGAACUAACUACAGACCAUGGGUUAUUGGUGGACUAACUACAGACCAUGGGUUAUUGGUGGACUAACUACAGACCAUGGGUUAUUGGUGGACUAACUACAGACCAUGGGAAAACAGAAAGGAAAAUGUCACACUGCUGCUCAUGCUCCCAGCUGAUAUUUAUUUAUAAUGUUUCCACCCUUAGGUCUUCAUCAGGUAUCCAGGACCUAAUGGUGGAAACAUUGUUAUAAAUAAAUAUCUGGUAGCACGAGCAGCAGUGUGACGUUUUCCUUUCUGUUUUCCAUGAGUUUACCUAGAACUCCAGCACCUGUGGAGACAACAUGGCUGCCGUGCUGUGGCAGUGAGAGAGACUGGGUUAGAGCGUGCUGUGGCAGUGAGAGAGACUGGGUUAGGGCGUGCUGUGGCAGUGAGACUAGGUUAGGGCGUGCUGUGGCAGUGAGAGAGACUAGGUUAGGGCGUGCUGUGGCAGUGAGACACAGAGGGGGGGUCAUGGACACUUUAAGAACCAGAACUGACCUGUCCUGAUGGAGGGGCAGGACAUGCACUUCAACAGCCAAUUCGCUCCACCCGUCUCUGAUAGGAGUGACUCUGAGACUGACGAUUGGGUCUAGGAGUCCUUUGGGAUAUUCUACCAGACAUGAUUGGUCUAGAAGUCUUUGGGAUAUUCUACCAGACAUGAUUGGUCUAGAAGUCUUUGGGAUAUUCUACCAGACAUGAUUGGUCUAGAAGUCUUUGGGAUAUUCUACCAGACAUGAUUGGUCUAGAAGUCUUUGGGAUAUUCUACCAGACAUGAUUGGUCUAGAAGUCUUUGGGAUAUUCUACCAGACAUGAUUGGUCUAGAAGUCCUUGGGAUAUUCUAUCAGACAUAUAGUGACAGAUCUAAACUCUGAUACGUUGUGGUAUGGAACUGUAUCAGCACUCAGAAAUCAGUUUUACACAGAAACAUCUUACCUGCCAUGGAAUCAUUCACCAAUCAGUAUGUUUUGACAGAAGGCCGUGCCAGAUGCAGUAUAACUCUGAUCUUAGAUCCAACUAGACACACUGUAUACAGCGCCUUCAGAAAGUCUUCACACCCCUGGACUUUUUACACAUGUUGUGUUACAGCCUGAAUUUAAAAUGGAUUCAAUGUCACUGGUCUACACACAAUAAUACCCCAUAAUGUCAAGGUGAAUUUAUGUUUGUAGAAUUUUUUUUAUGAGAAGCUAAAAUGUCUUGAGUCAGUAAGUAUUCAACCCCUUUAUUAUGGCCAGCCUAAAUAAGUUCAGGAAUACACAUUUGCUUACCAAGUUGCAUGGACUCAGUCUGUGUGCAAUAAUACUGUUUAGCAUGUUUCUUGAAUGACUACCUUAUCUCUGUACCCCACACAUACAGAUAAUUGUAAGGUCCCUCAGUCGAGCAGUGAAUUUCAAACACAGAUACAACCACAAAGACCAGAGAGGUUUUCCAAUGCCUUGCAAAGAAGGGCACCUAUUGGUAGAUGGGUCAAAUAAAAAAGCAGACAUUGAUUAUC